AUGACGUCGUCACAGGCGUCUGGAGACAGCAAUAUUCCAGCCAAUACGGGCGAAGGCGUCAUUCCGUCGUCCUUCUUCGAUAUGCCCAUCGACUUUGGCGCUGGCAACGACAACAACAUGAACUUUGACGCGAUGACCAACUUCUCGAUGGGAGACGUUCUCAUGUCGAACGCGACCGACUUUGAUGCAUUGACAGCUCAGAUCGCUGCCAAUAUGCCUCUGAUACCAGCGACCGCACUUUCUGCCGCAGGACCUUCGAAUAUCACAGGGACGCCGCAAGCAUAUCCACCACCUCCACCAUCACCAGCGACGGUGUGGAAUGCUGUUAAGAUCGAAAUGGACGACUCGAAUUCAGCCGCAGCUUCCUCUCCCAUGCCUGCUGAGGGCUCGACACCAAAAGCAAUCACUGCAAAAACAAAGAAGCCGACAAAGCCCAAAACAGAAGGUGGCGCAGAGACAAAGCCGAAGAAGCCAAAGAAGAAGCCAGCAGCAGCGGCUUCCACUGACUUGAGCGCUGCAGCAGAGUCGUCUAAAGACGGCGCAGUCGCCACACCACCGAAGCCGAAGAAGCCUGCGAAGAAGAAAGCAGCGGACAAGGACAACGCGAAAAUUGCAAGCAAGGGCCCGACACCUUCCGCGACCGCAUCACCGGCGCCUUUCGCUACACCAGCCUCUCCGAGCAAAGAGACAAAGUCCAAAUCAAAGAAAGCUGGGGGCCCCAAAGCUGGAGGAAAGGCAGCCAGCAAAGCAAGAUCAUCCACGGCCAGAUCUGUAUCGCGCAUGUCAUCAGUGGGCAGAGAUGCAGGGACACCAGCAAUGUCGCGAAUCGGCAGUCAAAGGCCACAAGAUGAAGCCAAUGACGAAGAGGAACAGGCACCCGCUCGCCAAGCACCACCGGAAGAGGAAGAGGCCGAAGAUGAAGAAGGUGAAGCAGACGAUGGUGUAGAAGAGCUUGGAAAAGAUCACUUUUCGACACAGGAAGCCAUCUAUGCCGCGCAACAACGCAACAUGGGUCUAUUGUCGAUGGUCAUGGAUGAGGACCAGCUAGAUCGACACAUGGCCUCUCGUCGAGGCGCUUUGAACAAGGCGAGCGUGCGAAAGCUCGUCAAUCACGUUCUUUCGCAAUCAGUCUCCCAGCACGUUGCGAUGGUCGUAUCAGGUGUAGCCAAGAUCUUUGUCGGUGAGAUCAUUGAGCAAGCUCGCGAAAUCCAAUCGUCACACGCCGAACAAGGUCCGCUCCGACCGAAUCAUCUUCGCGAAGCACAUCGACAAUACUAUCUCAAACGCGAGCGUCCAGGCUACUACCCUCCAGGAACCAAUACCGGUUUCCCUGGUCUGGGCAAACGAAGGCGCAUGUUCUAG
This is a messenger RNA of Ustilago hordei, 1362 nucleotides long. RefSeq lists its product as uncharacterized. Gene Ontology annotation, cellular component: nucleus; transcription factor TFIID complex. Bases 1 to 1362 code for a protein of 453 amino acids. Gene Ontology annotation, biological process: RNA polymerase II preinitiation complex assembly; transcription initiation at RNA polymerase II promoter. The record is from RefSeq and is a predicted model, not a curated record. Gene Ontology annotation, molecular function: protein heterodimerization activity; transcription coactivator activity. NCBI's taxonomy places the organism in Eukaryota, Fungi, Basidiomycota, Ustilaginomycetes, Ustilaginales, Ustilaginaceae. The transcript is spliced from 4 exons.